UUUUUGCGUUAUAAUAGAAUUAGAAAACGUUAUUUGAAAAGCUACAAUGACGAAAAGAGAAAUUGAGGUGAAGCAGGGAAAUAAUUCCCAAUACUUCGAAGUUGAUGAUGACACAAUAUCGUUAUCAUCAUUAAAAAUUUACUACCCUGAGAUAUCUAGAUUAACCUAUAUAAAAAAUGGAAAGUUUUUUUGCGCAUUGGUGGAAGGAAAUAACCUUAAAUGUGCUCCUGGUGUUGAUACGUACCACGUAUUUGCGAAAAAAGGCUCGGCAAGUUCACCUGCAACUCUCUCACAAGUGCAGAAAGAGAAAUUUCAAUCUUUGAUGAAUAUUAUCGUUAAUAAAGCAGAACAAGAUAAACCAAAAGAUGUUGAAAAACGUAAAAAAAUCAAUGAAAAAAAAAACUCCGACUCCAGCUCUGUCUCAGAAGUCUUCAGUAAAAGUGCAAGUUAUAUGGCAUCACAGAGAUGAUGAGAAACAAAAGUGGUAUAAAGGGCCUGGGGAAACGAAGGAAAUUGAGCUCUUCAAAAACGUUGAUUAUUCAGUAUUGGAAGUUAAGAUGAUGUGCAUUGCAGCUUAUAAAAACAUAUUAAAUGCAAACUAUUUUGAAAAAGGCACUGUGGACAUUGGACGAAAAAAUUUCGAUGUGAUUCAAGAUUUUGGUACUGGAGGAUUCUGGAGCUUCUGGAAAUCAGCCUGCUCUAAAGCUCAUAGAGCUGUUACUCUUUAUAUGUACACAUAUUUAUCAGAGAGAAGCGCACAAAGUGAUUCGAAGGAAAACGAAGCAAUUUCCUUAAAUAUUUUGCCCUCUUGCAAAUCUCGUUAUAAUAAACCAAUAGCAGAAGAAAAAAAAGAGACUGUUGUGAAAUCCCAAGUUACAGAUGAGCACGAUUUUGUACAGCCAAAACCAGUAACAUCUUUUUCAACGCCAAAAAAAAAUGAGAUUCAGCUCCCCCAAUGAUUUAGUUCAAUCAGAGACUCCUAUGCAAUCGUUUAUUACAAAUGAUCAUUCUGCAAAGUUAAAAACCGUAUUGUAUCCUUCAUCGCUAAAAAAAAAGGAUUCAGUUCAAUUAGUGAUAUAAAUAAAGUGAAAUUGGACAUUGCUACCCAAAUUCCUGUGACAGAUCUAGUAUUCUCAAAUACAGUACUUGGUAAAGGAGCAUUUGGAGAAGUUAGAAAAGGAGUUUGGUGUUAUAACUAAGUGGCAAUAAA
Messenger RNA from Trichogramma pretiosum, 1210 nucleotides. RefSeq lists its product as uncharacterized. Lineage: Eukaryota; Metazoa; Arthropoda; Insecta; Hymenoptera; Trichogrammatidae. Bases 47 to 469 code for a protein of 140 amino acids. The record is from RefSeq and is a predicted model, not a curated record. The transcript has 3 exons.